Molecule: messenger RNA, 1346 nt
Organism: Periophthalmus magnuspinnatus
Lineage: Eukaryota; Metazoa; Chordata; Actinopteri; Gobiiformes; Gobiidae
Gene: phox2bb
Product: paired like homeobox 2Bb
Exons: 3
Coding region: 197-1057 (286 amino acids)
Biological process (GO): regulation of transcription by RNA polymerase II
Molecular function (GO): RNA polymerase II transcription regulatory region sequence-specific DNA binding; DNA-binding transcription factor activity, RNA polymerase II-specific
Source: RefSeq, a predicted model, not a curated record
GAGCAGUGCACAUCUCGCCACGGUCCAGCCUCCUUUUCAAAGUCCACAGCAAAUACGACAAAGCUCCACUUCCUAGGCAGCAGCAGCAGGGAGCGUCCACUCGCGUCUCCUGCUCGCGUUUUUCUCCUUCGAGCCGGGUGUUUUUCUUUCUGUUUGUUUUUGAGGUGCAAUUUUCGGUCUCCACUUGCCUUCUCCAAUGUAUAAGAUGGAGUAUUCUUACCUGAACUCCUCUGCCUACGAGUCAUGUAUGGCCGGGAUGGACACGACGAGCCUCGCGUCGGCCUAUGCGGACUUCAGCUCGUGCAGCCAGGCCAGCGGCUUCCAGUACAACCCCAUCCGGACCACGUUCGGUGCCACCUCGGGCUGCCCCUCGCUCACGCCGGGCUCGUGCAGCCUGGGGACCCUGCGAGACCACCAGAGCAGCCCGUACGCCGCAGUGCCCUACAAGCUGUUCACGGACCACGGGGGCCUCAACGAGAAGCGGAAGCAGCGACGUAUUCGCACCACGUUCACAAGCGCGCAGCUGAAGGAGCUGGAGCGCGUGUUCGCAGAGACGCACUAUCCGGACAUCUACACGCGCGAGGAGCUGGCUCUGAAGAUCGACCUGACGGAGGCACGAGUCCAGGUGUGGUUCCAAAACAGACGCGCCAAGUUCCGUAAGCAGGAGCGCGCUGCUGCUGCAGCUGCCGCAGCGGCCAAGUCCAACUCCGGCAAGAAAUCUGACUCCAGAGACGAGGACAGUAAAGACAACAAAGCCACGGACCCGGACAGCACGGGGGGCCCCGGCCCUAACCCCGUGCCAACGUCUAACUGCGGGGGGCCUAGCCCCACCGGCGGACAGGUCAACACGUCCGGCAGCGGGCAGGUGGACCCGGUCAAGACCGUAUCCAGUGGAGGGAUGGUGGGCGUGACGGCCCCGAGCCAGGGCUGGGCCAGUGCCCCCGGGACCAUCACCUCUAUCCCGGACUCUUUGGGCGGGCCCUUCGCCAGUGUGUUGUCCUCUUUGCAAAGACAGAACGGAGCCAAAGCCACACUAGUAAAGACCAGCAUGUUCUGAAGGCCGUGUCUGGACAAUUCUACAAUAUGACUCCCGUGUUGUUUCAUUUGUCGCCUGUCAGUCGCCUCUGUGCACACACCGCUCCAGCAGUGACACGGGAUGCGUGUAAGGACCAUAUGUGGAGCAGUGACUGUGAUUGGCCCGUCCUGCCCGGGCAGAGGACUGCUGACGCCUGUGGACGCUGUGUUUGUCUCCAGAGUUUAGUUUCUUUCAAUUGUCUGUAGAUCCUUCAUAGGCAUGUACCCCAAGACACGGUGCGCAUUUUUGACCAUAUUUUCGUAUUUCAUUU